GUUUUACCCUCAUAACACUUCUGGUGCGACCAGCUGUUGUGUCAGGCGUUUCCGACGUAGCUCUCCUGAAACCAUUAUAAACCGUCUUAGUUUGACAACAUUACACACUGUCGUUGUCCUUCUUCUUGCUCUCAGUAAAAUGGACCGCCGAGAUCACAUGGAUACCGGAGGUUCACUACAAACAUGCCACCCAAACACAGGAAACCCCGGCUCGGACUAUGGUAGCAUGGCUAUGCGUUAUUUGUCACGGCCGUCACCUCGGACUUACGACUGUAUGCAAGUAGGGGGUAUGACUGCUGGGGCCUUAGGGUAUUCUUCUUACCCGACAGAUUUUGGGUUAGUGCAAUCAGCUGCAUAUUUAAGGAAUGUGUUCAAUGCAACAAACAAUUCGUUUCUAGCUCCACCGCCGCACACCAAUGCAGGUGGGGUUGGAUCACUAGUGGACAUACCCGACGGAUAUUGCGGGGUUAAUGUAGCGGCUAAAGAAAAUGCCACGAAUCAACACCUCCACCCGGCUUAUAUGGGAGGACACAACAGCACACACAGUUCAGGUCUACCUACAAUGGUGAAACAUGAUUACUAUUCUGCACUCCAAGAUGUAAAUACAUAUGGAGGACGCUUACCUGCUUCCCCCGGAUCUAACCAUUCUUCCAGAGAAGGUAGCCCCAACACAGACGGAUAUUGCAACACGGAUAACGAUAAAGACGAUGCAGCAUCAGAUUCAUUCAAAUUAAACUUCAAUGUGAAACCUAGAAAAGAGAGGACAGCUUUUACGAAAAAUCAAAUACGCGAAUUAGAAAAUGAAUUUUCACGACAAAAUUAUUUGACCAGAUUAAGACGUUAUGAAAUUGCUGUGUCUUUGAGUCUAACAGAAAGACAGGUCAAAGUGUGGUUUCAAAAUCGUCGAAUGAAAUGGAAAAGAGUGAAAGGAACAAAACUAGUAAAAGACAAAGUUGAUGGUCAAAUCAAACCAAUAAUGGCGCCUUCGAUCACAUCGACGAGUUAAUUUUAUUAAAAAAAAAAAGAUAAAUUCAAAGACUUACCGAGGUUUAAUCAAAGAGACAAAAAUUUAAAUGCAUAUUUCCGAGCAAAGAAAAAUGCAACAGAUUUCCCAAAUGAACAGAAUGUGCAUAUAUACAUCCUUGUAUGUAGAGAUUAUGUAUGACUAAAUGUGUAUGAGUGUGCGUAAGUUAAAGGCUGCAGUUACUUAAGCUUGGUAUAUGUGCCAAAGGAGUCACGGUAGGGAAAUACUUUGGCAAUUUUCAAGAGCCAUGGAUAUGAUUUUUUUUUUUACUUUUACUUUUUUACAAACAUUUUACCUAUUUUCUCAAUAUAAAAUAAAAGAUUAAAACAA
Molecule: messenger RNA, 1354 nt
Organism: Octopus sinensis (East Asian common octopus)
Lineage: Eukaryota; Metazoa; Mollusca; Cephalopoda; Octopoda; Octopodidae
Product: homeobox protein MOX-1-like
Exons: 4
Coding region: 140-1006 (288 amino acids)
Biological process (GO): positive regulation of transcription by RNA polymerase II
Cellular component (GO): nucleus
Molecular function (GO): RNA polymerase II cis-regulatory region sequence-specific DNA binding; DNA-binding transcription factor activity, RNA polymerase II-specific
Source: RefSeq, a predicted model, not a curated record